Messenger RNA from Paramecium octaurelia, 545 nucleotides. NCBI's taxonomy places the organism in Eukaryota, Ciliophora, Oligohymenophorea, Peniculida, Parameciidae. The record is from the annotation of a GenBank genome assembly.
AUGAAUCGAUAUAUUAAUAUUUUCUCUUAACUGAAUGAAAAAUUACAGUAUAAUAGAAUUAUCUCUUCACAGUUUAAAUUCUGUUCAUAUAAACAAUUACCUGAACCAAUAGAAUUUAACAUUAAUGCUUUAAAUAUUAAUAAGAGUGACGUUUUUGUGAGUAUAUUUGUUGUUGAAUAGCUAAUAUUGUAAUUUUUCAGAUUUAAAAAGAAAGGAAUCAAAUAUAGUAUUGUGAAUUUCCCUCAAAUGAAUGUAUUUCUGAUAUAACAAUUUGGGAACCUAAUGUCAGUCGCCAUAUUCAUUAAAGAAGUUAAUCUAAAUAAAAGAAAGGACAGAAUUAAAUCUACAUAAUUGAUUAUUUGGAUGAAAUGGAAAUUAAAUUAACGAUAUCGAUACUAUUAAUUCUACUCUAAUACUCAAUUGAAGGAGGAGGGCAUGAUAAAUUGGUUUAUAUGAUGCAAUAAGAAAGAGGAGUAGAAUUAGUAUGUAAAUAUUAACAGAAAUUAAAAGUAAAAGUCCGUGUAAUGAUGAAUUAUGGGAUCAGA